Molecule: messenger RNA, 1920 nt
Organism: Symbiodinium pilosum
Lineage: Eukaryota; Dinophyceae; Suessiales; Symbiodiniaceae
Source: the annotation of a GenBank genome assembly
AUGGCCAGCCGCCUCCUGGAUGAAAGUCAUGCCAUUGCAGCCUUCAAGCAGCAGCUGGGCAUUCACAUCAAAGAGGAAGAGGAGUUUGGGUGGAUUGCCGAAGUUGGCAUCCAGAGCCCUCUGCCACCCCGCUGGACGGCUCACAGCGAUAGCUCCUCCGGGUACGUUUACUACGUCGAUCAUGACCGGCAAGUCAGCAGCUGGGAGAAUCCACUUGUGCCUUGCCUACGAAGACUUGUGGAAAUAGGGCGCAAGUAUCUCAAAUGCUACACAGCUGGGUAUUUCGAGGAGCAGAAGGGCAUUCUGUGGCACCAGCACAAACAGGAGCUGGAUAAAUGGCAUGGGCCGUUCAUGGAUGAUGCUGGCCGGCAGUACUUCGUGAACUCGGAGGACGGCAUCUCCUCCUGGCAGGAUCCACGGAUCGACGCACAGUACGUUUUUGAGCUUGAGAGUGGGCUGCUGACAAGUCUCGAAGAGAUUUUGCCUCCAGCAAGACCCGACACUCCCAACUUCGAUCCCAAAGAUGGUCACUGGAAGACUGCCGAAGGGGCAGAAGUCCUGACCCUGGAUAGUCCGAAAGAGACCCAGCACAUCAUCCACACGGCAGCUCGCAAGACCUUCCGGGAACGGAAGUCUCGAACGCUGACCACAACAGCGCAGAAAAAUGCCCAGGCAGAGUAUAGAUCCACCAUGGAGCGAAUGAGCGGCGUCGCUGAACAUCUGCGGAGCUUGCAGAUGGACGACGAAGAAGCUCAACGCUUGCAGCUGAUGAGAAAAGCCGAGGCAAGAAGACAGCGACGCUCAGGUGGCACCGCGGCGUCUGCCCCUCCUGUGCUGGCCGUUGUUCGCAUUCCGUCUUCAGCUGAAGAUCAGGUUCGAUCCCGCAGCCAAAAACCUUCAGUUUUGGACGAUGAUGCCUGCCCAAAGCCACCCUUGAAUCGACAGGACACAGUACCACCGCCACCGCCGCCUGAUGAAGUCAUGCAAGAAGCCUUGGCUCCACACGUAGCUCCAGCCAAGUCACCCUCGUGUGCAGAAAACUUUGCACCUCCUGCACACCCUCCGUCCCCACAAGCGGGCAAGCGACCUGUUCUGCAUGGCACUCUGGAAAGGGCAUUGAGCCAAAAAAGCCAGGAUGAUGCCUUUCAGGGCGCUACAUUUGCAGAACUCGAGCUGAAGGUGCGACCUCAGGCGCGAUUCAUGGUGAUUGCUGUGGAAGUUGCUUUUCCUGAAAAGCUCCAAGGGACACCGCCAUGCCGGCCAACCCGGGCAUAUGAGCUGCUCGGGAACCAAGUUUUGCUUUCGGAGGGCGAUGCAGCUCUCACAAACACCGGAUGGCGAACGUGGGCGGGUGGAUGGAUCCUUGUGAAGCAUUUGGAGGAGCAUUUCCACUCCGUGCAACCCAGGCGUAUUCUGGACCUCUCCUGCGGUACAGGCCUUGCAGGCAUAGCUCUGGCAAAAGCUGGGCACGAGGUGGUGCUGUGCGACUUGCCAAUAAAUGUACAGACCGUAAAGGACAACUUGGCGAGAAAUCGAUCUGCUGAAUGUCCUCUCAUUGUCCGCGCCUGUGCUGUGGGCUACAUCUGGGGCAGAUCGCUGCCAAAGGAACUGCAGCAGCCCUUUGAUGUGGUGCUAUGCGGCGAUCUGCUAUAUCAUGUGUGGAGUGGCAAAUUGCAGCAGGAAUUCUUGCAAACUCUGCAGGAAAUUUGCUGCUGCAAGCGACCCGGUCCUGAAAUCAUCUUCGCAGGACAAGUGCGCAGUGGCCGGCAAGAGAAUCAGGUGAUUGGUUACAUUGCCGACUACCUCCACUACAAGGAGGUCCCGUUAUGUGUGGAUCCAAAAUGGUUCCACUCGCCUGGAUCUCCUUUGGUUGCAGAUGCCAAAUACAGGCUUCUGCGCCUCGAGCCCCUUACUGACUAG